AUGGAACACUUUGCGGAUCAGGAGACGCAAGACUUGCCCGCCCUCAACUUUGAAUCAGGAGUAUUGGUUGCUUGGAAAAAAGGAGUUGAAGAAUUUGUGGACAAAACCAAGGACAACCUUUGGCGGAUACUUGGGUUGGAACAAUUGCGCACUCUCCCACAUUUUCAGACCAAGACUGAUCCCACCACCACGGUUAAGCCUUGGUCAAAUGAAGGGCAGAAAUGGCUGGACAAAAAUCAAGCAGCGGUUGCACUGACUCCAAAAUGGCAUCAACUGGUCGGCAUUGUAAGGAUCAUAGACAAAAUGCUGAAGGGGGAACCAGUAUUGCUGAUGGAUGAGGUUGGCGUAGGCAAAACAAUGCAAGCAAUUGGAGUGGUAGCAUGUGCUGCCUACUUUUGCAAUUUCUAUGACAUACACGGCAAGUUUCCUGGGAUCUUUGGUCAAUACAAGUGUGCCUCAACUGGGGCCAAUCUACCUGAUUAUCCGACGAUCAUUGUUUGCCCCACAAACCUCCAUGCUCAAUUAAUGAACGAGAUUGAGCGGUAUUUAUGUUACGGAACCUUCGACCUUUUGCCUUACACCGGCAAGCCGCAACAAUGGGAGCAAUAG
Messenger RNA from Serpula lacrymans var. lacrymans S7.9, 609 nucleotides. RefSeq lists its product as uncharacterized. The record is from RefSeq and is a predicted model, not a curated record. The transcript is spliced from 2 exons. Lineage: Eukaryota; Fungi; Basidiomycota; Agaricomycetes; Boletales; Serpulaceae. Gene Ontology annotation, molecular function: ATP-dependent chromatin remodeler activity; ATP binding. Bases 1 to 609 code for a protein of 202 amino acids.